CGGGUGUGGGCUGUCAGAGGCCUGUCUUCAGCAACUCUGCUGCCAGAGUUUUGCUGUUUGGGCUGAAACUUCUCACAGCAGCUAUCUGCUGCAAGGGAAACUGGGGAAGGAAGAGAAGGAAGCCAAAAGAAAAGGGUGUUGGCUCAGGGAUGGAUCAGCAGUGUGUUCGUGCAUAAAGCUACUUGGGAAGGGGACGUAAAAGGAGUGGAAGUCUUGAAUGUUUGAUUUGUACUUAGCAACCCCUACUUACAAUGGGGAGCUAAUAUUUUAGCGAUAGAUUGCCUGGUGUGUGCGAAGUGUGGCUUCAGAAACCUCUGAUAAUGCGUCCGAAUUUGACCCUGACCCGGUCUUGUGUUCAGUCUUAAGUCAGUUUAUUGCGCAUGUGACUUCAGUACCUCUUACAUUCUUUAAAUAGUUGAUCUGUAUCAAGUAUGCUUCAUCCCAGGGCUUAGCUGUAAUUGCCUGUCUGCAAUUGCCUCUUACUGGUACUGGCUGGCCACAGGAAAUUAGGAGAGUGGUGAAAUUCUUGGUGUGCAAGAGACAGGAAAGUGGACACAGUGCAGGUAUCUUAGAGGGAUAGCUAGUAUAAGUAAUAGCUUCAUGUUGAACAUGAGCCUUGUUAUGAUCAGUGAGAAUGUAAAGCUGGCCCGUGAAUACGCCUUACUGGGAAAUUAUGACUCUGCAAUGGUCUACUACCAGGGAGUUCUUGACCAAAUGAAUAAGUACCUCUACUCUGUCAGAGAUACAUAUCUGCAGCAGAAAUGGCAACAGGUUUGGCAGGAGAUAAGUGUGGAAGCUAAGCAUGUGAAAGAUAUAAUGAAAACACUAGAGAGUUUUAAACUAGACAGUACGCCAUUGAAAGCUUCACAACAAGAAUUACCGGCUCAUGAUGCAGAAGUCUGGUCUUUGCCAGUACCUGCUGAACGUAGACCUUCGCCAGGACCCAGAAAACGUCAGUCUGCUCAGUGCAGUGAUUGCAGAGGUCACAAUAAUCGUAUAAGUGCAGCUGUCAGAGGCCCUCACCGUCCAUCCUCUCGAAAUCCCAAUGAUAAAGGGAAGGCAGUUCGGAGCCGGGAAAAAAAGGAUCAGCAAAAUAAAGGAAAAGAGGAAAAGAACAAAUCCACAUCUGAGAUUUCAGAGUCUGAACCAAAGAAGUUUGAUAGUACUGGAUAUGAUAAAGAUUUAGUAGAAGCUUUGGAAAGAGAUAUAAUUUCUCAGAAUCCCAACAUUCGAUGGGAUGACAUUGCUGAUUUGGUAGAAGCCAAAAAGCUGCUUAAGGAAGCUGUAGUUUUACCAAUGUGGAUGCCAGAGUUUUUUAAGGGAAUUAGAAGACCAUGGAAGGGUGUGCUGAUGGUUGGUCCUCCUGGUACUGGAAAGACCCUCCUGGCAAAAGCUGUAGCCACUGAAUGCAAGACUACUUUUUUCAAUGUUUCUUCUUCCACACUUACCUCAAAAUACAGAGGAGAGUCUGAGAAACUUGUUCGUCUACUGUUUGAAAUGGCUCGAUUUUAUGCCCCAACAACUAUAUUUAUUGAUGAGAUAGACUCUAUCUGUAGUCGCAGGGGAACUUCAGAGGAGCAUGAAGCUAGCCGACGUGUGAAGGCAGAACUGCUAGUUCAAAUGGAUGGUGUUGGAGGAGCUACUGAAAAUGACGAUCCUUCCAAGAUGGUCAUGGUACUUGCUGCUACUAAUUUUCCUUGGGAUAUUGAUGAAGCCCUAAGACGGAGACUAGAAAAGAGAAUUUACAUUCCUUUACCAUCAGCAAAAGGUAGAGAGGAACUCCUAAGAAUAAAUCUGCGAGAGCUGGAACUGGCUGAUGAUGUUGACCUUGCAAAUAUAGCUGAGAAAAUGGAGGGUUAUUCAGGUGCAGACAUUACCAACGUAUGCAGGGAUGCGUCACUGAUGGCUAUGAGAAGGCGUAUUGAAGGCUUAACACCAGAAGAAAUAAGAAAUCUUUCGCGAGAUGAAAUGCACAUGCCAACAACUAUGGAAGACUUUGAAAUAGCUUUGAAGAAAGUUUCUAAAUCUGUAUCUGCUGCGGACAUUGAGAAAUAUGAGAAAUGGAUAGUUGAGUUUGGAUCAUGCUGAGUUGUCUUGUCUUGAAGAAGCCACCUUACGUCUUAAAACAGCUAUAGAAUAAUAAGUAGUGUGUCUGUGCACUGCGUGCUCUUUUUAAUUUUUGUAAUUUAAGAGCAACAGAUGUCUAAAUAAAUCUUUUUUUUUAAAAUGCAAA
This is a messenger RNA of Athene cunicularia (burrowing owl), 2233 nucleotides long. It is a transcript of the gene KATNA1, whose product is annotated as katanin catalytic subunit A1. The coding region runs from base 601 to 2088 and encodes 495 amino acids. Lineage: Eukaryota; Metazoa; Chordata; Aves; Strigiformes; Strigidae. Gene Ontology annotation, cellular component: microtubule cytoskeleton. Gene Ontology annotation, biological process: microtubule severing. The transcript has 12 exons. The record is from RefSeq and is a predicted model, not a curated record. Gene Ontology annotation, molecular function: ATP binding; ATP hydrolysis activity; microtubule binding.